UUCCUCUGGCGCGCGGGGCGGCGGAGCGGCUCACUUGGCCCGGGGAGGCGCCGCGCCCAGCGGUGGCGGAGGCUGCGGGCAAGCAGAGGCGGCGGCGGGCGAGAUGCUGCGCUACAGCUCGGGGCUGACGGUGACCCGCACUACGCCAAGGCAGCCGCAGAGCAGUCGGAAGGCAAACAUCUGUCGGCUGCGCUUAACUCUGCCCCGGGAAGAAAGCUGGCCUCCUUGGGAAGGAACAGAUACUGCUGAAAAGACCCCAAAGCAACUCUACCAAACACCUGGCGGAUUGUCUGCCGGGGACUUAAAGCACGGUGUUGUGUAUGGUGUAGUGCACCGGUCUGAUGACAACCAUAACAAAGAAAUGGUGGUUUAUGGAUGGUCAGCUCACCAACUGAAGGAAGAAAUGAGAUACAUACGAGAUGUGAGAUUAACAUUAGAAAGAGUAAGAAACAGAAUGUAUGGCGAAUACGAUGAAAUGAAACGCAAAAUCCAGCAGCUCUCAAGUGAGCUGGCGGUAUCACAUGCUGAGCAGGCAUCCCUGGAAAACCACAUCCAGGUCCAUGCAGCAGCCCUGGAGAGUUUCCGCGAAAUGAGCAGUUCGCUGACCUCAGCCUCCAUUGAACUGCAGAAAACCUUAGUUGAUGUUACUUUGGAGAAUACCGUUAUACGUGACCAGAUACAGAACCUGAAACAAACUCACGAACAGUCCAUGGAAACACUGAAGGAAAAGCAGAAGCAACUGGAAACGGCUAAGGUGCAAAAUGAAUUGCUCCGCCUCAAGGUAGAAAGCUCACAAGAAGCAAAUGCAGAAGUCAUGAGAGAGAUGACCAGGAAACUAUACAGUCAGUAUGAAGAAAAGCUUCAAGAAGAAGAACAGAAACAUAAACUCGAGAAAGAAACCCUCCUUCUGGAAACGAAUCGUUUACUUACGGCCAUUGAGGAUGCCAAUAAGGAGAUGAGAGUUACAGAGACAAGUUUGCAGGAAAAAGACCAGCGAAUUGGAGAGCUGGACCGACUCAUCCAGCGCAUGGAAGAUGAACGCCAUCAGUUGCAAGAGCAAUUAAUAGAGUAUGAAAUGCAACUACAAGGAGCAGGUGUUUAUGACCAGUCCAGCCAACCAAGGUCUCUCAAGUUGGAGGAAAUAACUGACAGUCUCCGAGAACGAAUCCGGCACCUGGACGACAUGGUUCUGUGUCAGCAAAAGAAAGUCAAGCACAUGGUUGAGGAGAUAGCGCUACAAAAGAGAAAGCUGAAAGAAAAGGAAAUCUUUAUAUUACAACUUUUAGAGAAAAUCUCUUUUCUAGAGGGAGAGAACAAGGAACUGCAGGACCGUUUGGAUUACCUGAAGGAGACCCAAUCCAGGCCUAUGGUGGACACCAGAGACAUUGGGGUUGGAUGUGACCUCCCUGCCAGCCCUGAAAACAGAAACCGACUGCCUCCUGAGGAGCUGAAGCCAGCCAGAACCUACCGCCCAUUCUUGCGGGUCCUGGAAUAUUCUUCCAAACACCGUGUUUUGGGCCCAGCAGCUCCCUGCGAGUGAGGCCGUACCCAGCCAGCGAGCUCGAUGGGCGGAGGGGAGCAAGCAGUGCAGGCCACCACUGAGGCCAUCCUGGGGACUGGGAGGCCAGCAGAGCUGCUACUUCGGGGGAAGGCGGCAGCUCUGCGCUUCAGACAGCUGCACAAGAGGCUUCCAUCCGGGAAUUCUGGGAAAUGGAUCCAUGGUCCAAACUUCAUCCAAGAUGGCAGAUCUUCAUGCUUCUCUUGGAAUAAUAUUCAUUAAGGUGACUUUGCUUCUGGCGGCAGCUACAGCUCAAGAGAGAUUGCCACGUACUGUGGAUGUGCACCUGUGGCUCUGCCAUGCUGACGAUGCUUCUCAACCCUAUGCAGGAAGAGGGCACAAUGGUCCAGCAAGAGCACCAUGCCUUCCUCUGGGUGUGGGUGCAUAAAGGUUUGGCCUCUCCAGCUUUCUGAGUUAAGGGCACAUUCAUCAUCAAGUUUAUUUCCAGGUGAGAAAUCUCUGCUCCUGAGCCGCUUUGCUCAGGGGAUCCUUCCACACCUGCCUUUCAGGAUCCAGGAAACUGCCCAGGUCUUACGUGCCAGUAUAUGCCAGUUCUUACAUUUCUACUUGUAAAGUUCCAAUUCAGAUGUUUAAAUGGCUGCAUUGUUUUAUAAACCCAAGUUUUCUAAGCAUUUCUCCCUUAAGGUCUUUUAAAAGAAUGUCCUGUGUAUAGACACCUGAAUAAAGUUGUCAUUCUUUGUGGAACUUACUGACUCCAAAGAUAAUCACUCCCAGGCAAGAGGCAAAUGGUACCACCUGCCUGACUCCUGGACUGAGUACAAGCAGUCCCUGGAUUAAGAGCAUUCAAUUUACAGUUUGGACUUAUGAACAGACUGUCACUAAAAAUGGUGAAUAGCAUUCUUCCUUGAGCCAAUGAACCCCUGAAGCUGUGCAGUGUUUCCUAAGGGUCACAGAGUGGUGUGUGCGUUUUUAAUACACUGUUUUCAUGGCUAAUGAAAAGAUUGUAUGGCUUUACAGUUUGUCGGCUCCAGGAAGAAUCUACUAGUUUUAAUCAGAUAACAUUAUUUCGUUUCAUAUGCAUACAAAGGUGAAAUAAAUACUAUAUACUAA
Molecule: messenger RNA, 2629 nt
Organism: Crotalus tigris (Tiger rattlesnake)
Lineage: Eukaryota; Metazoa; Chordata; Lepidosauria; Squamata; Viperidae
Gene: MYZAP
Product: myocardial zonula adherens protein
Exons: 13
Coding region: 104-1540 (478 amino acids)
Biological process (GO): intracellular signal transduction; maintenance of ER location
Cellular component (GO): nuclear envelope; RNA polymerase II, holoenzyme; intracellular anatomical structure
Source: RefSeq, a predicted model, not a curated record